Drosophila serrata is the source of this 1348-nucleotide messenger RNA. RefSeq names its product KH domain-containing, RNA-binding, signal transduction-associated protein 2-like. NCBI's taxonomy places the organism in Eukaryota, Metazoa, Arthropoda, Insecta, Diptera, Drosophilidae. Gene Ontology annotation, cellular component: nucleus. Gene Ontology annotation, biological process: regulation of alternative mRNA splicing, via spliceosome. The record is from RefSeq and is a predicted model, not a curated record. Gene Ontology annotation, molecular function: mRNA binding.
ACAUACAGAUUUCAGUCUUUCGUGAGAUUUAAAGAAAAAAUAACCUAUUAAAAUGAACGGAACUGCCGAUAAUUCAGAAAAACCAGCUUUCCAUGAGCAUCAGCCGCGUCUAAACGAUGUGGCCCAGGAGUUCUUGGCGGAUGUGGACAAGGAGCGCCAGCGUCUGUCCGCCGAGUUCCCUUUAUGCGCAAUGCUAAUCGAUGAAGCUGUGGCCCGUGUUUACUCCACUGGCCGCAUUCCGGGCAAAGAGUUCUAUGCCGAUGUCUACCAGCAGAGGCCUUUGAAGAUAACCCAGAAGGUCUUUGUGCCUGUGAAGCAGCAUCCGAAUUUCAACUUCACUGGCAAGAUUCUGGGACCCAAGGGAAACUCUCUGCGUCGCCUGCAGGAUGAGACUAAGUGCAAAAUCUCCAUCAAGGGGCGCCACUCGAUGCGUGAUCGAGCCAAGGAGGACCAGCUGCGCGACUGUGGCGAUCCGUGGUAUGCCCAUCUGCAGAAGGACCUCUUCCUGGAGGUCAGCACUGUGGCCACCCCGGCCGAGUCCUAUGCUCGCAUGGCCUAUGCCCUUUCCGAGAUCCGCAAGUAUAUAGUUCCAGACAAGAACGAUGAGGUGUCGCAAGAGCAACUGCGCGAGAUGAUGAACAUAGAUCCUGAGUCGGCUAAGAAUUUGAUAUUUGGUAAAAAGUUUGGUGGCAAUAGCGACGGAGCCCCCAAGUUCAUCAAUUUAAGGAAGAGAGCUGCUGAAAAUCCGCCUGAAGUUAACAAGCCGGAGGAGGUGGCCCCCAAGCGCCAACCCACUAUUUUUUGAGUACAGCAAACCAAGUCCAUCAAUAAUAUCAAAUACCUCGGUAUUCUAGUCCCAAAAAAUAUUAAUAAGAGUACCGAGCUGAACGGAUCGUAGUUUUGCUUGAUUCCACCGCAAACCGCUAUAAAUGAUAACUAAGGACGAUAUUGUUGAUGAUUAUAAAAGACCUGCUGAGAACAAUAUGAAUACAAGAAGACAAGAAGACACGUUAAGAAGAAUUCAAAAAGAUAGACGUUAAGAAGAAGAUGAAUGAAUAAUGUAAUAAUGCGUUCACACUCUAUAAACUCUAUAACAGGAUUAACAAAUCUAAACUUUCGGCGUCAACACCAUCAGAUAACAAGUCCAAUAUAUACUGAAAAUACUGUCAUAAUUAUGAUUAAUUAGAUAAGUUCUCAAUUAUCCACGAUUCUUGAUGAAAUAAAGGAAGAAGAAAUAAUCACUGUCACAAACAGAUAUAAUUAUAAUCGGGUCAAUUGAAUUAACCCAUACUAAUUUAUACUCAUGUCACAAGAUAUCUUAAAGAAAUAAACAAAUACCCGUAUGGAA